UGUGGCGGAAUCAAAAAUAUAUCAAUAUUUCUGGCAAUCAGUUGUGGACCCUUAGCAAUAUUGAUGACUGUCAGACCUUUCGCCGGCCCCGUCGGUUCCGCCAAGGCACAUGAGUGGCACAAUAGUGGGUAUGGCCUUCUCAUUCGACGCACCUUAUGGGUUUCUUUCGAAUUCCGUUUUGGAUCACCAGCCUGUCGCAGCAGCCAGCAAGGUAGGUGCAACUGUACUUAAUUUCAUAUUUAAUUUUCCGUCUAGCAGGGAGCAAUUGUCAGGGCAGGAAGUUUGCUUGCAUAUCUUGCGCGUUGUAAUACGUAUUCUCCCUCAACCCCAGCAGAACGUAAUCGUUGGCAUGGGCGGAACAAACAGAACCACGAAUCUUGAGAGAAGAGAUAAAUGAGCAUUAUUCACAGCAACUGUAACAUCUCCAUAGUAGCUAUAACGCGUCCCCAGCGGUCUAUGUCAAAUAGAUCAUCAGGCAAAAUGCCAGCUAGUCGU
Messenger RNA from Cantharellus anzutake, 495 nucleotides. RefSeq lists its product as uncharacterized. The annotation marks the transcript as partial. NCBI's taxonomy places the organism in Eukaryota, Fungi, Basidiomycota, Agaricomycetes, Cantharellales, Hydnaceae. The transcript has 2 exons. The record is from RefSeq and is a predicted model, not a curated record.